Messenger RNA from Exaiptasia diaphana, 2440 nucleotides. RefSeq lists its product as uncharacterized. The coding region runs from base 49 to 2268 and encodes 739 amino acids. The record is from RefSeq and is a predicted model, not a curated record. The transcript is spliced from 4 exons. NCBI's taxonomy places the organism in Eukaryota, Metazoa, Cnidaria, Anthozoa, Actiniaria, Aiptasiidae.
AAAUAUUAACGUUCUAGCUCAAAAUCUACACCAUUUUAACUCAACAAAAUGUCCAAGCAAAAGUCAACCCCAAAGGCUGAAGAAGUCGAUUUAACGGAGCCCCAGUUAAUAAAGAAAGAAAUAGACGAGCUACCAAAAGACCCUAGCGAAGCAGAGGGUAUAAUCCGCGAAGUUGAUGAGAUGAUCAAGAGUCUACCUGAAGAAACAAAGGACAAGAAAAAGCUCGAAUACAGUCUAAAGAAAGCGGCUCUACUUGGGUUAAGUAAAGACCUUCAAAAAGUCAUGAGCUCCAAUGGUCUAGCACUUGAAGGUCUAACGUUGGUUCGAGAAUAUCUGACCACUAAACUAGACUUGGCRAGGUUUUUGGUCAACACUACCGAUGACAAAGUACCAGAGGCCAUGAAGAUGAUCAAAAGAAAACUUGGRCCAAAGCUCGAAGUUCUUGGUGAGYUGGCRAACAGAGGGUACGACCAAUCAGACGYGCGYGUCCAGAAGCUUGUUGAACUCGCUCCCUCCCUCCACGAGCUUGGAAAAGUUGUAAAAAGCACUAAGAAACUACGCGAAUUGAAGUUUGACGUYGAAGAGCGAAAGGAGAUACACAAYCUUGCAAAAGCGGACAGCUCGGUCGAUGGUGGAAACCCUGCUUCCAARARGAAAAAAGAGGAAAGRAAAGAAAAACUUGAAAAAGCGAAGGAGCUGAUGAAUCAAGCCAAAARACUUGCAUCGGAAAAUCUUGAAAAAAAUCGAAAAGAGCUGGAUGAGAAGAUCAAAGARAUCAAGAAACUGGUUGAGCUUCCAUCAGACUGGAAUAGCAUAGAAAAAGAUUUGCCCGAACAAAUGCUYGAGAAGCUUAAGAMCAARAUUCAAGAACUAGAUGAGUUUAAAGAAUCUAUCCCCAGCUAUGACAGUGUAGAAGAAAUCGUUGCUAAUGCUAGUGGAGGGCUUGCACUGAAAGGAAUYUACUUUUCCAAAUGGGAAAAGCCCCAAACUUCAAAUGUCCCAAUCUUGAAGCCACCACAAAAGGUAGAAAGUUGGAACACACAGUCACCUUACGAGACGGGCUUUCGCCAAUUUUCAGAAGGACAUUCUGCAGAAAUGUUUUCCAAAGAAGUCGAAAGUUCUGGCUUUACCCAUGCAGACGUUGUWUGUGGAUUUUGUCUUACAUUCGCAGCAGCAGCGAGCGGUACUUAUGGAACCCAAACAUCAGACGAAAGUGAGAUGUCAGUCAAGACCACCACUACRAGUGUCUCAGCAACGAACUUUUGCCGCUCUGCGAUGAAAAGUUUCGCUGUCCCAAGAAGUUGUCUUCACCCCACUGAGCAAGCAUGUAAUAUGGCUUUGAGUAUCACAGAAAGAGCAGACGACAAGAAGAUAAUGAAAGAAGAGAUCAGAAGAUUUUUCAAAAUUUACGGCAGCCAUGUACCUUACGGCGUUCACCAGCUUGGAGGGUUAUUCUUUACAAUGAGUACAGCGACGUCUGAAAAAGAAGUUGAUACUACUAAACUAAUGCAUCUUAACGCUACAAAGUUGACUACGCAGGUGUCUGCUGGUUUCUUUGGUGGUGCGUGGGGAGUUGGAGGAAGUGAUAUGCACGAGUACAGCUCCUCGAAGGCUUCCAGCGAAGGAUCACAAAUUGAAAACGAGAGCGUCCAUUAUGCAUUCAGUGUGAAAUCCAUUGGUCCACACGCAGACAAUCCUGCAUCUUUUAAGAAGGCUCUUUCCACCAACAAUGCCACAUGGGCCAUAUUAGAUCGUGGUGACACGGCUAUUAAUGUUCCUGUAUGGGAACUACUACGUGAAGAGGGCCAAAAGUACCAUCUCGUUGCAAAACUGAUGGAGGAGACAUGGAUUGAAGACGAAGAAAUGARACGAGAUCGCAGCGAAGUGAAGAAGACGAUGAACAGCCUCUUACGCAUGGUUGAAUCAGGCCGUACCAGUCCCCAAGGAUCAUUUCCGYUGAAAGCCAAAGUAAUAAAGGGUGGUACAAUGAAAAUGUAUACUUCCGCACAAAAGAUGAAAGACGCUUUCGCCAAAGCUAGCGAUUUUAUAUGCCAAGACCCUGAGAAYAACGUUUGCGAGGUCCAUGAAGAUGGACCGCUGUUUAUUUUGACGGGAUUUAAAGCUGAUCCAGUGGUCCAGUAUGAACGAACAAGUGAUGGCCGCUAUCUACUGUACCACGUGGGCUACAUAAACCCUGGAAGUAACACCCUUGAGAAAAAACUAAUUUGCCCACAAGACUAUGUCAAGUUUGCUAUUAUUAAGCGGUGACCAACAACUGGGCAAAUUGCAGAUCAAGAGAGUUACAAUUUUGUUUUAACAACAUUGACAUUGACUAUCAAUUUAAGGGUUUACUGUUUACAAGUAAUCACUCGAUCAUUAUAUGUUUUACCUUGAAUUGUUUUUUUAAAUACUGAAUUAGACAAUAAAAUUAUAUAUCUUU